Messenger RNA from Solanum dulcamara, 1329 nucleotides. Its product is annotated as AT-hook motif nuclear-localized protein 10-like. The transcript is spliced from 5 exons. The record is from RefSeq and is a predicted model, not a curated record. NCBI's taxonomy places the organism in Eukaryota, Viridiplantae, Streptophyta, Magnoliopsida, Solanales, Solanaceae. The coding region runs from base 155 to 1150 and encodes 331 amino acids. Gene Ontology annotation, molecular function: minor groove of adenine-thymine-rich DNA binding.
UACUCUUUAGUGGAAUAAUGGGCUUUUUCAUGUGGGGAGAUAUUUGUUUUUUUUUUCAUUAGGGUUUAAGUAUUUAUUUACCUUGAUAGAAUAAAAAACUAUUAUUUUCUCAACGAUUACCGACUGUGGUUUUUAAAAGUGAAGGCAGUAGAAAAUGUCUUUUGCAGAUUCCAAUGGAGUUCACGCACCAAUGCAGAACUUGGGAUCAUCCGAUGGUGUUACGACGCCGUACUACCCUAUCAUGCCGCCAAUUUCAUCUCCACCUCCGACGACGGAGACUUAUAAAGUUCCCACCGCCGGCAUUACCGUUCCCCUUCCCGAUCCAUCAGUGGCUACAAUCCCUAAUUCAAUUGAGCCGGUUAAGAGGAAGCGGGGAAGACCGAGGAAGUAUGCCCCUGAUGGUUCUGCGAACUCGGGGAUAAUCUCUCCUCCGUCGUUGUCGGCGGCGCAGUCUGGCGGUGGAGUUUCGCCUACGGAGGGAGGAGAUGUACCUUCUUCUUUACGGAAAAAGGGAAGGGGGAGACCACCUGGUUCUGGGCGAAAACAGCAAUUAGGUGAUUUAGGAUCAGCAGGUGCAGGGAUUGGAUUUAGACCGCAUGUUAUCACAGUUAAAGCAGGAGAGGAUGUAUUGGCAAAACUAAUGUCAUUCUCUCAAAGUACCUCUCAAGCAGUCUGCAUUUUGUCAGCAAAUGGCUCCAUAUCUAAUGUGACACUUCAGCAAGCAGCAAUAUCUGUUGGAAAUGUAACAUAUGAGGGACAUUUUGAGAUCCUGUCUCUGUCUGGUUGCUUUCUACUCUCAGAAUCUGAUGGCGAGCGCAUCAGGACAGGUGGUUUGAGUGUGUUACUAGCUGGACCAGAUGGCCAUGUUCUAGGUGGUGGUGUGGCAGGAGUUCUUACUGCAGCAUCUGCUGUACAGGUUAUUGUAGGUAGUUUUGGUAUGCAAGGUCAAAAGCAGUUCAAAUUGGAUCAUUCUGAUGCUCUUGGUGUGCCAUCCUUCCUGCUCCCCCCUGGAUCAACAGCGGCUAAAAGUCCCUCGUCACUUGGAACUGUAAGCGAGUCAAGUGGUGAGCCUGUGAGCCCUCAUAAUCAGCUUGCUGAAACUUCGAAUAUAAGUACUCCUGUAGUUGCUAAUAACUUGCCCUGGAGAUAAACGUAAUGAUAGGAGUGAUGACUUCCCUCAUUUCAAUGAUCAUCAUGUUGAGAACUUCUGUUGAUAUUCCAUCCGUUCUUAGGAAGCCAACCUUUGUGUUGGUUUUAGCUUUUCUUUCUUAUUGUAUAAGCACCGUUGUCUAAACAUUUUUAGAUAUUAAACGGACCUCAUUGCUGUUA